CAAAAGUCAUCCCCGGCGCACGCACGCACGAACGAACGAACGCACGCACGCACGCACGCACGCACGCACGCAAGCGGCACUUCGUGCGCACGAGUACGUCGUUUUGACAGCGAGACCGCGAGGCAUCGGCCGCCGAACUCGGGCUUUAUUCUGGGAGCGUGCGUGUGGAUCGGAUUUUGACAACCAGCUGUGCCGGAGCUUAAUUACACCCCCAGUGGACUUUUUUGUUUUUGUUUUGUUCUUUCCCGCCCCCUCCCUCCCAGAGAAAAGUCACCAUGGCAGAAACGUCCACCGCUCCUGCCAAGGCCAAAAAGGCAGCCAAGCCCAAGAAGGCUGCCUCCCACCCCAAGUACUCGGAGAUGAUAAAAGCGGCCAUCGCGCACGACGCCAGCCGGAGCGGCGCGUCCCGCCAGUGCAUCCAGAAGUACGUGCGGAAGAACUACAAAGUGGGCGAGAACGCCGACGUGCAGAUCAAGCUGGCCCUCAGGAGGAUGGUGGCGGCCGGGAGCCUGCGCCACACCAGGGGCAUCGGCGCGUCCGGCUCCUUCAGGUGGGCCAAGCCGGAGGACGCCAAGAAGCCCGCCAAGGCGGCCAAGGCGGCCAAGGCGGCUGUCCCUGCCAAGCCGAAGAAGGCGCCGAAGCCCUCCAAACCCAAGAAGGCAGCCAAGCCCAAGAAAGUGGCCAAGACGCCGGAGAAGCCCAAGAAGGCCGCCGCGAAGAAGGUGAAGAAGGUCGCGAAGAAGGCGACCCCGGCGAAAGCCAAAAAGGCGCCGGUCAAGACCCCGGUGAAGAAGGCGAGCAAGGUGGUGAAGUCCAAGGCGCAACCGGCGAGGAGGGUCGCCAAGCCCAAGGGGAAGACCCCCAAGAAGGGAGCCAAAACGGCCAAGAAGAAGUAAAAAAAAAAAAAAGGACAAUAUGAGAGAGACAAAGUUGCUGUACAUACUUAAGGAAAUGUUUUCGUAUAUGUAUUAUUUUUGUAAUGGAAACCUACGCUGUUUAUCAGUAGUUUUUCUCCCCGUUGCACUAUUGCUUAUAGAUGCUGUAGAAAUUAUCGUGAGCAUUUAUUUUUAUUUGGCGUUAAUAAUAAUGCUGUUAAUUUCUAUUUAACCAUUGAACACAUACGUCUUUAAUAACAAAAGAGGAAGGAUGCACAUCUGGACGUCAUGGACAGUCGGUGUUAGCGGGGCCAUGUGGGACAGUGGGAGCCUUCACAAUGUGGUUCUCCUGAAGGCUCCAUAGAGGUCCAGUCUCCAUUCAGAAUAUUCCACACAAACAUCCCACUGUGUUCAGCCACGUCACUGCAAUUCAAUAAACCGUUUGUCAUC
Molecule: messenger RNA, 1325 nt
Organism: Pungitius pungitius (ninespine stickleback)
Lineage: Eukaryota; Metazoa; Chordata; Actinopteri; Perciformes; Gasterosteidae
Product: histone H1.0-B
Exons: 1
Coding region: 276-896 (206 amino acids)
Biological process (GO): nucleosome assembly
Cellular component (GO): nucleosome
Molecular function (GO): DNA binding; structural constituent of chromatin
Source: RefSeq, a predicted model, not a curated record